Austrofundulus limnaeus is the source of this 1995-nucleotide messenger RNA. RefSeq names its product alpha-tectorin. The record is from RefSeq and is a predicted model, not a curated record. The transcript is spliced from 9 exons. Lineage: Eukaryota; Metazoa; Chordata; Actinopteri; Cyprinodontiformes; Rivulidae. The coding region runs from base 677 to 1798 and encodes 373 amino acids.
ACAGGACAAAAAAGAGUCAGUGUCCCGGAAAGUGAUCUUAUAAAUAAAACUCUUAAAAUGUGAAAAAGUUAAGAAGAUUCAUGCCUUAGUUAAUCAGUCAUCUCAUGUUAGUUUUUAUUGGCUCUUACACUGUGAGCAAUGUUAGAACAAAGCUUUUUUGUUUUGCCUGUGCACAUAGUGGCUGUGGUUUAUGCUUUUCAACCACACAAACAAACUGGUCCUUUGCACUCACACUGGAUUGCCCUUGACCUGUAAUGAGUUUCUUUUCUUACGGCUGACUGGGAUUCCUGCACCAAUAAAAAUCUGUACAAAAGAUGUAGACUACAAAACGCGUCGGCCCUGUUCUGCUGCUCUGCUUUAUAUGGUCAGCAGACAUCUGAGUGAGGUAAAAAAUGGUUGUAAGGUGUUUACUAAGAGGACAUUGACGAUGUCGGCAGGCUCGUUCUCGUUGCCUUGGAUUCCUCUCAGUCCCCUCUAUUCAUGUGUGGAAUCUUAUUGUUGUCGGGGGCAUCAUUCAACCUGGCGUUUUAAGGCCGAGGGGAGGCCGGGUUUCAUGGUUCGGAGCAGCAGAGGGGUGUAAACAUUCUGGUGACAGUGAAGAUUCAAGGUUUCAGGGAAAAGACCAGAGGCAGUAGAGUGUUUGAUCCAGGAGGAACCAGCAGGAGAGGACUGGAAGAUGGCGCCUGUUCGUGUGGUUUUAUCCUGGUUUCUGUUCUGCAUCACCUCAGCAGUUCAUCUGGAGCCUGAGGAGGAGCUGAAUGAAACGGUCAUUUGUACCAAUGACCACAUGGAUGUUCUUAUUCCAAGUGUUUUUUUCCUCAACAAAGUUCCUCCAGUUUACGUUUGGGAUUUGCAUUUAAAUGAUCCUGAGUGCCGUGGAAUUGAAGUUGACGACAACUAUGUUUUCAGCAUCAAAACUAACCUUUCAGACUGUGGGACUGUAGUGGUCACAGAUGAUACACACAUCAUGUUCAUUAACACGAUACAGAACAACAUUUCAGAUGUUAUUACAAGAAACUACAUCAACAUAACCUUUGUGUGCCGCUACCCCAUCAGCUACAUGGUUCAACAAAGCCAUGGCGAAAACCUGAUCCGAGUGGAAGUCAGAAGCAUCACUCUUAACACCGAGGAUGGGAACUUCUCUGUGUCCAUGUUGUUGUAUAAAGACAGAGUAUUUCAGGACAAAUGGACCUCUGUUCCGUCACUGACCCUGGAUGAUCAUGUUUUUGUCAAAGUUUUUAUGACUCCCGCUCACCUGAGGCUGCGUUUAGAGCGGUGCUGGGCCACACCGAGCAGAGAGCCGUUCAGCAACAUUCAGUACACUUUCAUCAGAGACAGUUGUCCAGUGUUGGUGAACGAAGAGACGCUCAGCGUGCUGAAGAACGGCGAAGGUCCCGAGGCCAUGUUUAGGAUACAGAUGUUCAAGUUUGUCGGAAGCUCGUACACUAACGUCUUCCUUCACUGCAACGUGCAGAUCUGCCACAGCAGCCAGAGUCUGUGUCAGCCUAACUGUUCUGCUGAAGACGGACUAAUGAGAAUACGGAGGGACGUUCCGCUGACCCACACGGUGUCCUAUGGACCAAUCAGGCGACUCCUAACUGACAAAGACAAGCCCAAUCUGAACCCCAGCGGUGUCCCACCUGUGGAGACGUUUGUCCUCGGAGGCCUGCUGAUGGCCUUGCUGCUGGUCACCGUGGUGUUUGGGAGGCUGUGGCUUCGCUCCAGGCGUCUCUACUCAGCACGAGAGGCACAGCUCACCCUAGCAAAUAUUCACUACAUUUCAGAGGUGGCCUGGUGAAUCACGGAGCUGGUAAAUGAACAUAAACACACUCCCAGGUCUGGCUCCGAAAUAUGUGUUGUGCUUAUUUUGUCUUUACAUAUUUUUAUUUGUAAAAAAAAUUACAUUUUUAACGGUGUUUGUCUUCUGUUGUCUCACUGGUGACAAUGUUUAAAUGUUAUUGAGAUUUCCAUUAAAGAAUUAAAAUACAAUUUUCA